Caretta caretta (loggerhead turtle) is the source of this 5558-nucleotide messenger RNA. It is a transcript of the gene LMNA, whose product is annotated as lamin A/C. Gene Ontology annotation, cellular component: nuclear lamina; nuclear envelope. Gene Ontology annotation, molecular function: structural constituent of cytoskeleton. The record is from RefSeq and is a predicted model, not a curated record. Lineage: Eukaryota; Metazoa; Chordata; Testudines; Cheloniidae. Gene Ontology annotation, biological process: heterochromatin formation; nuclear migration; nuclear envelope organization.
GGAAGGGUUGAGAGCCACCGUCCUGGAGCAUCCUAGUAACACUUCUCUGUGGCUGCUCCAGUGUGAAUUCACUCCUGAGUCCCGCCUGGUUUUACUACUAGACCACACUCCUUGCUUUGAUCCGAGUAUCUUGCCAGCCUUCUGCUUGAACUAGGGGCUUGUCUGCUCUUAAAAUGCUGCAGCGGCACAGCUGUGGGACCGGGUGUGGAUUUUUCACAUCCCUGAGUGAUGUAGUUAUACUGACCUAAUUUCCUAGUGUAGACACAGCCUAAUAGACCACUGCUAGUGCUUGGAAGAGAAUGCAGGACUCCUGACUCCCUGAAGCUGCCAGAUCUGGGCAGUAGAAUCCGGGAGUCUUGACUCUCACUAGCCACUGGACAAUGUCCCUCACUUUAGGGGGUUACUGUGUAUGCUGAGUGGCUGCCUCACCCCAGCACCCACAAGGUCCUUUGAUGCCAUGACCUGGCCUGGCACAGAUCUGGUUUGGGAUGGGAGGUGUCUCUAAGAGCUUGUCUACACAAGGGGAAAUUGUUGCAGAGUAAGCCUGGCUGUGAAUUUAAAGCACAGUAGCUCUCCAGGUGGACGCUCUCAUUCCAGCAGGAGGGUGCCUUUUUCUGGCAUAGCUUAAUCCACUUCCAAUGAGAAGUGGGCUGCUUCGUAUUCCAAAUGAGCAUGCCCACAUGAGGUUAAAGCAGGUUAAAUUCACACCUUUUGUUAAUUCGGAUAAACUUUCCUGGGUGUCUCCCUGUAGGAAAGGCCUUAUUCUGGAACAAGAAUGUCCACCUGGGGGGCUAUUCUGGUCAACUACCCCAUGUAAAUAAGCUCUAACUCCUUGUGUGAGCACUCUUAUUCUGGAGGCAGGAUUGCCUAGUGGAUAGAAUACUGCACUGGGCUUCAGGAGAUCUGGCUUUGCCACCACCCUGCUGGGUGACCCUGAGCAAGUAAUUUCCCUGCCCUCUGUCUCAGUUUCCCCACCUGUAAAAUGGAGACCAUGAUACUGACCUCCUUUGUAAAGUGCUUUGAGAUCUACUGAUGAAGAGUGCCCCAGAAGAGCUAGGGAUUGCUGUUUAUUAUUUUUAUUCUGGAACAAGAGUGGCACUUCGCAGUUCAGUUUAAACCCCGUCCAAAGCAGCAAAAACUAAACUGCAAAAGGUGCUCAAAUUCCAGAAUACUCAUACGGGGAUUAUACCACUAUCAUUAGAGCUGUUUAAAUUCACAUCUGAACGCAGGGGGUUGGACUAGAUGACCUCCUGAGGUCCCUUCCAAUCCUGAUAUUCUAUGAUUCUAAGUACAUCUUGCUAUAACUUUUCCCUUGUGGACAAGCCCUUAUUUUAAACAUUGCCUGUUCUUCCAGGAGCCUCUGCUCCUUUAAAUAAUCAAAGCAGGGGGCUGGCCCUAUUUUGCCUAGCCGCUCCCACUCCCCCAUCUCCUACUUCCCAAGGAUAUUUGAGCCGAGAUCCGUGGGAGUGACUCAGACUGUCAGUACCAGAGAGGCAGACGCAGACGUGGGGAAGGCAGCUCCAGAGAUCUGAGUCACCGACCCGUGUUCCCGUCUCUCUGCCAGGCUGUGAACCGCGAUGGACACCCCAUCUCAGAAGAGGGCCACACGGAGUGGGGCGAGUGGCACCCCGCUUUCUCCAACCCGCAUCACCCGCCUGCAGGAGAAGGAGGAUCUGCAGGAGCUCAACGACCGGCUGGCCGUCUACAUUGACCGGGUGCGCUCGCUGGAGUCGGAAAACGCAGGUCUCCGGCUGCGCAUCACCGAGUCCGAGGAGGUGGUGAGUCGCGAGGUGUCGGGCAUCAAGUCGGCCUACGAAUCGGAGCUGGCGGAUGCCCGCAAGACCUUGGAUUCCGUGGCCAAGGAGAGGGCUCGACUGCAGCUGGAGCUGAGCAAAGUGCGGGAGGAGUUCAAGGAGCUGAAGGCACGGAAUGGCAAGAAGGAAGGGGACCUGCUGGCCGCACAGGCUCGCCUCAAGGACCUGGAGGCCCUGCUCAACUCCAAAGAGGCCGCGCUCACCACCGCCCUGGGGGAGAAGAGGAACCUGGAGAAUGAAAUCCGGGAGCUGAGGACACAAGUGUCCAAGCUGGAAGCCGCCCUGGGCGAGGUGAAGAAGCAGCUGCAGGAUGAGAUGCUGCGUCGGGUGGACGCCGAGAACCGUCUGCAGACGCUGAAGGAAGAACUCGACUUCCAGAAGAACAUUUACAGCGAGGAACUUCGCGAGACCAAGCGUCGCCAUGAGACCCGCUUGGUGGAGAUCGACAACGGCCGCCAGCAGGAGUUUGAGAGCAAGUUGGCUGAUGCCCUCCAGGACCUGCGGGCCCAGCACGAAUCCCAGGUCAGACUGUACAAGGAGGAGCUGGAGAAGACCUAUGGCUCCAAGCUGGAGAACGCCAAGCAGUCGGCGGAGAGGAACAGCAGCAUGGUGGGCGCCGCCCACGAAGAAUUGCAGCAGUCGCGGAUCCGCAUCGACAGCCUGUCGGCCCAGCUCAGCCAGCUGCAGAAGCAGCUGGCUGCCAAGGAGUCGCAGCUGCGGGACCUGGAGGACGCGCUGGCCCGGGAGCGGGAGACCAGCCGACGCAUCCUGUCCGACAAGGAGCGGGAAAUGGCGGACAUGCGGGCCAGGAUGCAGCAUCAGCUGGAUGAGUACCAGGAGCUGCUGGACAUCAAGCUGGCCCUGGACAUGGAGAUCCAAGCCUACCGCAAGCUGCUGGAGGGAGAGGAGGAGAGGCUGAGGCUGUCUCCAAGUCCCAGCUCCCAGAAGCGGGGCUCCAGGAUCCAUGUGAGCCACUCCUCCACACCAGGCUCCUCCAAGAAGAGGAAGCUGGAGGACGGGGAGCGCCGGACGAGCUUCUCCCAACAUGCGAGGACCAGCGGUCGUGUGGCCGUGGAAGAGGUUGAUUUGGAAGGGAAAUUUGUCCGUCUCAGGAACAAGUCCAACGAGGACCAGGCGAUGGGGAGCUGGCAGAUCAAGCGUCAGAAUGGAGACGAGGCCCCCAUCAGCUACCGCUUCCCUCCCAAGUUCACCCUGAAGGCCGGCCAGGUGGUCACGAUCUGGGCUUCUGGAGCUGGUGCCACCCAUAGCCCUCCCACUGACAUGGUGUGGAAGGCCCAAAGCUCCUGGGGCUCUGGAGACAGCCUGCGAACCGCCCUGAUCAACUCCAGUGGAGAGGAGGUGGCUAUGAGGAAGCUGGUGCGCACGGUGAUCAUCAAUGACGAUGAGGAGGAUGAUGAUGACGAAGUCAGCGUCCACCACCGUCACCACCAUGCCCACUGCGGUGGCACAGGUGAUCCUGGCGAGUACAACCUGCGCUCCCGCACUGUGGUGUGCAGCACCUGUGGCCAGCCGGCAGAGAAAGCCAGCGGGGGCCAGAACGUCGCGGCUGGCUCCAUGUCCUCGGAAUCGUCCGCCUCCAGCCUCACCAUCACCCGCAGCUACCGCUCCCUUGGGGGCACUGGUGGGGGCAGCAGCGGCCUUGGGGAAAACCUGGUGACCAGGUCCUACAUCCUGGGUAACUCCAACCCACGCAGUCAGGGUCCUCAAAACUGCAGCAUCAUGUAACCAGCAGAGGGUGCUCUCCUUGCUGACAACCUGCCAUAUCAUGCUAUUCCCCCCACCCCCGCCCAAGGCUAGAGAACCAUUUCCCCCCCCCUUUUUAAAACAAAGGAGGGUUUUUUUGUGUUUUUUCUACAGCAGAAAUUUUAUAUAUAGAUAUAUAUAUAAAAAUGCUAAAAGAUGCUUUGAUUUUUUUUUAAGAAAAAGUCUAUUUCUAUAAAACAAAAAAAGCUUUUUCAGCUUCUAAAUUUUUUUAAAAACUAAAACCAAAGAGGUGAAAGAAUUGUGGCUACCAAAAAAAAGAGAAGGGAAGAAAAAAGAAAGAUUGUCGUUUAAUAGCUUUCUAGAUGUAUUUUUUGGCCAAAGCUUCUUAUGUAAGACUAGCUGCUGUAAAGCCACCAGAGCUGAAAUGCUGACCGCUGUUUCCCAGGGGCCGCGUUGCUCUCAGAACCAUGCACUUAGACCCGAUGACAAAGCUCACUUGAAGUCAGUGGGCCUCACGCUGAUGUCCGUGAGCUUUGGUUCAGGCCCAGAAUCCUUUAGGAGGAGGAAUCAUCAGGCCUGUUUCUCAUAUACGCUAAGGCCCUUUUACGUCACUCUUUACAGUGGGAAGGGGCCUUCCAGUGGAUGGAACUGUAACUUACGAGCACUGCGGAAAAAAGACCUUGGUACAUUUCACCCAGUGGGCCUGAUUCUCACUGACAGCUCUGUGUCAGCUUCACAUUCUGUUUAAUCGCAUGGGGGCAUUAUUUUAAGCGCUCUCCUUUUGUCCCAUUUCCUCUGCUUAACUGCUGUUCCCCGACCAGCUGCUGCACUGCUAUAGCCAUGGGAGAUGCUGAUGAGUUUAAUUUUCGUACUGUACUGCUGUUAUUCAAUUACACUUCUUUUUCUUCUAAAGGCAGCCAAGUCGUGCCUUAAAGGGUGAUACUGAUUGGGUGAGCUUAAUCAGAAAGGGAGAUGAUAGAGGAACGAGGAGCCCGGUUUAGAGAGCUUGAUAGCCCAGGAUCCAGUUCAGAGACCAAGGGCAGAGCGAUCAGGGAGACGGAAAGAGAGACAGUUUCGGAAUGUGCUUGUUCUAAGCGUGGGACCAGAUAUCGACACCAGCCCUGACCAGAGCAACCUUUAAGGUUUCCAAGAGGCUGAGCAAAGCAGGUUGGGUUGUGGGGUUUAUUCUCAGUUAACGUGAGCCAGAUCCUCAGCUGGUGUGAAGCCUGCCUACCCCCGUUGCCUUACCGGAACUCACUGUCACCAACUGAGGCUAGGCUGUGUGUGAUCACGGUUACACUAGAUGCUUCUUCUCCACCGCAGGUAUGAUCCUGCGCCACACCCCACCCCUUCUGCUGACUUCAGUUGGAGUUUGGGGGGGCACACUGGGGGGCAGGGUCAGACCCCAAGUCCACUAAGGAAUUGGGGGCUCACAUGGUUUGCAGGAGGACAGGUCUCCUCUCCACUCUGUAUUACACUAACUGAUUUGUUUUGGAGGCCUGUCUGAGCCCGGGAUGGAUCAAGACGGCUCAACAAGAUCCAUCCAGUCCAUUUGUCCUGUUGUGCUCAGUGGCUUUUGUUUUCCUGCGUGACACUGUCUGAGCCCACCGCAUGCCCCUCCUCCACCAUAGCUGGGUGGGGGAGCCCAGGGCAGCUCAGAGCAGAGCAGCGUAGAGUUGUCCAGUCAAUGUUGUGUUGGAAAAGUGUUGCCUUUUAAAAUCCAACACUAAAAUAAAACCACCGCAAUCCCCGUAUCUAUUGAUCUUAUUGUCGUGGAGCCGCUACCACUGGCCAAGGCUUGUACCCACUACAGCGCCCGUCCUCUGCCCCGCCACCUCCCUUCAGCGUCACCCACCUUGAGCCACUCUGCUGGGUGCCGAUCUCUGUUCCGCAGGGGACGUCCCGGCUUUGUCACUGUUAAGGUUUGGUUGCUGUAGGUGGAUCUGGCAAGGCCUUGUACUGUUAAUUGGAAAUGUUGCAAUAUUUCUGUUUUCCAAAAUCAAUACACCAGAGAACCUA